AGAGUUCGUGUUGAUCGCACGUAUUUGCUGUGCCUGUGACAAGAAUUUGAAGAUCUGUAAGAAAAGCAGCCAAUAUAUGUAUUUCAUAUACAUGCAUACUUAAGUGCUGACAAAAGAAAAAUUGAAGUGCAAGUGCUGAACUUAGCAAAUAGGGAAUCGAAAAAAAAACGUGAUAAUAAAACGAAAUAAGCUCUACUUAAAGUAAACGUAAAGGAAAUAUACGAGUACACAUAAAAAAUUGGAAAAAUUAAAAAAAUCACUAACUCAACAAAUUUAUUUAAACGCUUACAAGUUCGUUUCGUACGCUACAGACACCACUUGGAUUACGGGUUUCCGGUUGCGCGUCUCGUCGAACUUACCACAAGCAAACAAUUUAUGAAUAAAUGCACAUGAAAAAAGUUUAAAAGCAAGCAACAACAACGAUGCCAAUUACUCUGCUACAAAAUGGUGUAGUGGCAUAAAAUUUGUGCGAAAAAAAGAAUUGAAAAUCAUUUUUUUUUGUUUGCAUUGCAAUAAACGCAUAAAUUUUGCCAAAAAUGCGCAAAUUAAAGAAAUAACGUUUUGCCUAAAUCAGCAACACCUAGACGAGUGUGUGUUUUUGUCAGUGUGUGAGUGUGUUUGUGCUCUUUGUGCAAUUGUGCAUUUGUGCAAGAAAUCACAGAAAAAUCGCACAAGCCGACAUAUUGAAAAUCAAAAAAAAAGUGCAUCGUUUUUUAAAGCAUCAAGUCAAAAUUAAUAAAAAAAAUUUAAAUCACACAUACCAACACAAUGUCCACAAAAAUGACGCUCAUCUCCAAAACAAUUCUCUCCGUCCUCAUCACCGUUAUCAUACCCGUGCUCGGCGCGGCGCUUAGCAAAACAGUGCUUUAUCAGGCGCCCGACGAGUGCCGCUGGUCCGGCACCAGCGAAGCGGACAUCACGCUCGUCUGCCACCUGCGCACCAUCAACUCGGAGCUGGAGAACACCAACUUCAGCGUCAUACAGCCGCAGAAUACGAUACGUUUGCGGCUGGAGUGCAACGAUGCACUCUUCUUCCAGAGCAGCCUCAGCCCGGACUCGUUCCGUUCGCUGGUGGAGCUGCGCGCACUCACCAUCGAAUACUGUAAGCUGGGCAACAUCACAGAAGGCUCGUUUCGUGGUCUGCAGGAUUUGCGAAAUUUGACGAUACGCACGCACAACGGCGACUGGUCCACCAUGUCGCUGGAUAUUGGGAGUAGCAGUUUUAGUGAAUUCCGUCAGCUCGAUCGCUUAGAUUUGAGUUUGAAUAAUAUCUGGCUGAUACCGGACGGUAUGGUGUGCCCGCUGAAGGUGCUCACACACUUGAAUAUCUCACACAAUGAGAUACAGGAUAUUGGCAAUUUCCAUUUUAGCGCCUCGCUUAGCACACGCAAAUCGCGCAUAUGCGGCUCGUCGUUGACACAUCUUGAUUUGAGCGCCAAUAAAAUUGCCAAUCUGCCAUCUGCGAUUUUCUCCGGUUUGGGGCGCUUGAGUAAUUUGAAUUUGGCGCGUAACGGCAUGAAUUUCAUUGCGGAUCGCGCUUUCGAGGGUCUGGUGUCACUUUCCGUUGUUAAUCUAUCGGGCAACCGUUUGACCUCGUUGCCGCCUGAACUCUUUGCAGAGGCGAAGUACGUGAAAGAGAUUUAUCUGAAGAAUAACAGUAUUAAUGUGCUUGCGCCUGGCUUAUUUAGCGAUCUUGCCGAUUUACUCGUAUUGGACUUGUCUGCGAAUGAGUUGAAUUCACAAUGGGUCAAUGCGGCCACCUUUGUCGGCUUGAAGCGUUUGGUGCUGCUUGAUUUGUCUGCUAAUAAGAUUAGCAAAUUGGAAGCCAGCAUUUUCCGUUCGCUCAGCUCAUUGCAGAUACUCAAGCUGGAGGAGAACUACAUUGAUCACAUUCCGGACGGUGCAUUCGCCGAUCUGGCCAACCUGCAUACGCUCAUACUUUCGAACAAUCGCAUUUCCGCGAUCGGCCCGCACACAUUGCGUGGCCUUUAUGGCAUACUUGUGCUGAGCCUUGACUACAAUCGCAUCACCAAGAUAGACACGCAAGCGUUGCGCAACUGCUCUAGCAUACAGGAUUUACAUUUGAAUGGCAAUAAGCUGCAGACCAUACCGGACGCACUGAGCGCUGUGCCGCUGCUAAAGACAUUGGACAUUGGCGAGAAUUUAAUUACGAACAUUGAAAAUACCAGCGUUUCGGCGAUGGGCAACUUGUAUGGCUUACGGCUGACCGAGAAUGCCAUUGAGUUCAUACGGCGCGGCGUAUUCGAUCGCAUGACAUCGCUGCAGAUACUGAAUUUGUCUGGCAACAAAAUCAAAGGCAUCGAAGGCGGCUCACUGCAUCGUAACACGCAGCUGCAGGCCAUACGGCUGGAUGCCAACCAACUGAAGAGCAUCGAUGGCCUGUUCACCGAGUUACCAAAUUUGGUGUGGCUAAACAUUUCGGAUAAUCGCUUGGAGAAGUUCGACUACUCGCACAUACCGACCGGUUUGCAGUGGUUAGAUGUGCGUGCCAAUCGCAUAACGCAGCUGGGGAAUUACUUCGAAAUCGAAAAUGAGCUAAGUUUAAGCACAUUUGAUGCAAGCUCAAAUAUGCUAAGCGAGAUUACAGCAAGUUCCAUACCGAAUAGCGUGGAAGUCUUGUACUUGAACGAUAACAUGAUCAGCAAGAUACAGCCAUACACGUUCUUCAAGAAACCCAAUCUGACGCGCGUCGACCUCAUACGCAAUCGACUCACGACGCUAGAACCAAAUGCUUUGCGGCUCUCGCCCAUUCCAGACGACAAGGACAUACCCGAAUUCUACAUUGGCCACAAUCCAUUCCAAUGUGACUGUAAUCUAGAUUGGCUGCAGAAGGUCAACAUCGAGUCACGCACGCAACCGAAGCUCAUGGAUCUCGAUCAGAUCUACUGCAAGUUGUCGUAUGCGCGCGGCAAGACGCACGUGCCGCUCAUUGAAGCCAAGUCGAACGAGUUCCUUUGCAAAUACGAGGCGCACUGUUUUGCGCUAUGCCACUGCUGUGACUUCUAUGCAUGUGAUUGCAAAAUGGAGUGCCCAGAUCGCUGUGCUUGCUACCAUGACCAAUCGUGGACAUCGAACGUCGUCGACUGUUCGCGUUCCGCCUACGACCGCACACUGCCUUCGCACAUUCCAAUGGACGCGACACAGCUCUACUUGGAUGGCAACAACUUCCGCGAACUCUCAAGCCACGCAUUUAUUGGGCGCAAGCGUCUAAAAGUGCUGCAUCUGAAUCACUCGCGCAUCGAAAUUGUACACAAUCGCACAUUCUACGGCUUGCUAGAGCUCGAAGUGCUGCAGCUGAACCACAAUAACCUGCGUCAAUUAAAUGGUAAUGAGUUUCAAGGGCUGGAUAAUCUGCAGGAGUUAUAUUUGCAACAUAAUGCCAUAGCCAGCAUUGACACGCUCACCUUCACCCACCUCUAUCACCUGAAGAUUUUGCGUCUCGAUCACAACGCCAUCACAGAGUUCGCCGUUUGGAAUUUCCUACCCUCCUACCUAAAUGAGCUGCGACUAGCUGGCAAUCCUUGGUCGUGCAAUUGCGACUUUAUCGACAAGCUGCGCGAUUAUGUCAAUCGACACGAGGCGGUGCAGGAUAAGGCGAAGUUGCGUUGCUCACUGCUCGCUGGCAACAAUGGCACUUUUGCUGGCAACAACAACAGCGUCUUGAAUGCGCAGCCACCGGCUAGCGAACAGCUAGCGAUCUACCUCAGCGGCGAUCCGCUACUGGAUGCACAAACCCACUUUGUGGCGUGCAAUGGUGGCUUGCAAGCACCACAACAUCAGUCGCCGCUCGGCGCUGGCCAAUACCCCGGUGGCAGCGGUCAUGGCGCUCAUCCAAGUGAAAAUGAGAUAAUCAAUGGCAAUAUGACCUCCACAAAAAUGAUACUCUCGCAGCCACCCAUGCACGAAUAUGUGCCCAUACUUGUUGCCAUACUGACCAGCUUCGUUUUCGUGAUCAUUUGCACGCUGCUCGUGUUCAUCUUUCGCCAAGAAAUGCGCGUCUGGUGUCACUCACGUUUCGGCAUACGGUUGUUCUGCAAUGCGAAUCGCGAUGUCGAUAAGAAUGAACGGGAAAAACUGUUCGAUGCCUUCAUCUCGUACAGCUCCAAGGACGAGGCAUUUGUGUGUGAAGAUCUUGCACCCAUGCUGGAACAGGGUGAUACGCGUUACAAAUUGUGUCUACACCAUCGCGAUUUCCCCGUGGGCGGCUACAUGGCCGAUGCUAUAGUGCAAGCUAUUGACACCUCACGACGCACCAUCAUGGUGCUUUCCGAGAAUUUCAUCAAAUCAGAGUGGUGCCGCUUCGAGUUCAAAUCGGCGCAUCAGUCAGUAUUACGUGAUCGGCGGCGACGUCUCAUACUAAUCGUGCUCGGCGAAGUACCGCAAAAGGAUAUCGAUCCUGAAUUGCGUCUCUAUCUGAAAACCAACACAUACUUGCAAUGGGGUGACAAACUGUUCUGGGAAAAGUUGCGUUUCGCGCUGCCCGAUGUGCCCAACAAUCAGCGACGUAUGCGCAAUGCAGGCGGUGGCGUUGGCGGCUGCACCGGCGUAGGUGUGCACAUGCCCAUCGCCCAACUGCCACCCGCACAUCAUCACCAUCCGCAUCACAUGCUGCCACAAGGCAACAAUGGCGGCGCGGGCAGCAACAUCGGUGGGCCCGGCAGUCAUCAUCUGCAUCACAUGCACCCACAAGCGUCACUACAACACCAUCAACUGCAACAUGCCAGCUUCCGGUCGCAAAUGCAUCACAAUAUCAACGGCAGUCGACAAAAUCACAACCGAAACAACUCGGCUGCGGCCGUCGCCGCGCAGCAACAGCAUCAGCAGGCGGCAAUGUUAAUGGGAGCGCCUGUGCAGUGCGCGCAAAUGCCACUGCCGCCACAACAGUCACAACAACUACUACCGACGGCGUCUGGUGCGGGCGCGCAACCUAGUAGCAUACAACAGCAGCAGUUGCCGCCACCGCCGUGUCCCAGCCCGCGUAGCAUUACGACACAGUCAUCGGCGGCGGGUGGUAGCUCACAGAGUUCCGGCCGUACAAUGGGCGUGCACAUCUAAGAUGGACGCUGAGCGGUGCAGUAUGCAAUUUUAAUGUAAGUGUGUGGGUGAAACGUCCGAAGGUGAAGCAGGUGGGGGGUGGCUGAUGUACGGUGCGUAGGGAAAGAGUGAGUGCGAAUUUCGAUUUGUUAUGCGCAAGCGCUGAAGGUUGAAGAGGCUGUACGAAAAAGCUGUAGGCCUUCGAGUGCACAUCAAAAGUGUGGCAGCGGGAAAUUGUGAGGGAAGGCUUUAAAAAAUUUACGACUUUCAAAACCUGCAAUAACUUAGCGCUCUAUUUUUCGUAAAGUGUGCAGCUAAAUUUUGUUUUUUUAAUUUGUUCAGACCCUUGACAUUCUCUUUCAAGCACUUUGCUGAUUCAUCAAACUCAGCUUACGUACCAUUUUAGGCUAUGAUCAUUUGCUGUUAGCAUUCACUUACACACACACACACACAUACAAAUCUAUCAUCAUGUGUGCAACACUUGCCUUUCACAUUUUGAAUUUCCGAUCAGCGAUUUGCAAACAUUUCCCAAAUUCAGGUCAAACAAAUCGGUGAAACAAAAAUAUCUGCUGUUGAAAGGCAACAUUUCGACACAAAAAGGAAAAUAAAGAGGAGCUGCAUGCAACACUUGCAACACAUUAGCGCACAUACACAUGCACAUAUAUAUACAAAAAUUUCAUUUAAGUAUGUAAAAAUAUAAGCGCAGCGUUUCUAUUUCGAAAACAAAACAAAAAACGAAUCGACAGUCAAUAGUCGCACACUGUUUGGCAUUGAACAUUUACUUCGUGCAACAUGACUAUUGGCAACAUGUUGCCAUUACUUUGCGCAUUGUGCAUAUCUGGCGUAUUUUGUAUGUAUGUAUUGAGCUAUAAUGUGUGUACAUGUGUAAGUGUCUGCGCUUGAUUUGUGUGCAACGUUGCUUGUCAAUGUGAAUAUUUUUUUUAAUUUUCUGCUUUUUAUU
Anastrepha ludens (Mexican fruit fly) is the source of this 6016-nucleotide messenger RNA. RefSeq names its product toll-like receptor Tollo (gene Tollo). Gene Ontology annotation, molecular function: protein binding. The coding region runs from base 769 to 5076 and encodes 1435 amino acids. The record is from RefSeq and is a predicted model, not a curated record. Gene Ontology annotation, biological process: signal transduction. NCBI's taxonomy places the organism in Eukaryota, Metazoa, Arthropoda, Insecta, Diptera, Tephritidae. The transcript has a single exon. Gene Ontology annotation, cellular component: extracellular matrix.